UACAGUUGUGCAGCUCCAAGUUCCGCCGAUUACCAUACCCACCCAUCGCUCAGUUAGCUUGUAAGAGUCGAACCGGGCGGAGGGCAACGGUUUUUUUGGCCACCUAAGCCAAAAAUCAACACGCUUGCUCCGUGUCCAACGAACCGGAGACCGUAGAUCGGGAAUCGGACGGGGAGGAGGAGGAGAAGGAGCAGUCAUGCCCAUCCACUGGGACUGGGACUGGGAGCACGACCACGAGCAUGGCCCGGGGCACCACCACUGGCCGCCACCGCGUCGCCACUGGUCGACGGGGGAGUCCAAGUGCCGCCAGAGGCACUACUACCUGUCUCACGACCUGGACGUCUGCGCCAGGGACUUCCACCUGCGGAUGGAGGACAGUGCCUGGUGCCAUGGAUCCUGCUUGGUGGGCCGCGUGGUCAUCGAGACCGGAACCGAGCCGGACUCCCUGGGCAGGGGAACCUUCAAGGUGGUGCUGGACGUGCACCACUUCCAGAUCGGCGAGCUCACGGUGAAGGCCAGGAACAGUGACACCGUGUGCGUGGAGGGCAAGCAGGCGGAUGACCGGGCGGAGAAGGGUCAACUGUGCAUCACCCGCGAGUUCACCCGAUCCUACAAGCUGCCCCGGCACUACGACGCCACCCAGGCGAGGGCCACCUUCUCGGCAGACGGGAUACUGAUGAUUACGGUGCCAGCACCACCGAAACUGGACGACGUGGAGCGCCUGGUGGAGAUCGAGCCCACGGGCAACUACUUUGGCAGCGUCUCGGACCCCACGGCGCCCAGGGCCAUCGAGCAGGGGGAGGCGAAUGCGGAGGGCAAUGGUGGAGAGGCUAAUCCUGCUGGCACGGCGAUGGACAAAUGAAGCCGGCGACGUCUGGCGGUUGCGCGGCGCUUCCGCUUCCUCAUCCCGAAGUGGAGGCGGAAACCCAAAGGCGUUUAGGCCGCCAGAGGCAGUCGAUCGGUGGGAAGGAGGAUGAGAAAAGAGGAAGGAGGCGAACCAUAGCAUGUACAUCCCAGUCACCUGGCACACCUGCACCCUGGAGUUCUUCCCGCAAAACCAAAGUCACUUGGAUUGUUCUUAGGUUCCAACAUAGCUAGCACGUAGACCAUCGUUCGAAACGUGGGCAAAUAUGGCGAGGUCGACAUUUCUCUAGGUUUUUCCGAAGAUAGCUUCAAUAUAACCUUAAACAGUUGACAACCGCUUGUGAUUUUGUUUUUCGCCAAUAAAGGACUUUAUCAGAAAGCAAA
Molecule: messenger RNA, 1248 nt
Organism: Drosophila biarmipes
Lineage: Eukaryota; Metazoa; Arthropoda; Insecta; Diptera; Drosophilidae
Product: heat shock protein 23
Exons: 1
Coding region: 197-862 (221 amino acids)
Biological process (GO): protein refolding; response to heat
Molecular function (GO): protein folding chaperone
Source: RefSeq, a predicted model, not a curated record